GACAUCCUGUCAACUCAAAACUAUUUGGUUACACCAUUGCUUCUUGACCAAAGCAGACCUCUGAGCAAGAACAGACCUCGUCGAUUUUCCUUGAUUGCUGAAUACCAUCUUGCUAACCUGGCUGAAAGUAGUGUAACAGUCGGUGCUGAUGAACUUGUCCAGCUCUUCAGUCUGGAUCCAGGACUCUUAGUAGGGAUUUGGUAGGAGAAAAAUGAAAUUGCUUUUGUUUUGGUGAGUCUUCAUUAUAAUCAACUCCUUGAGAGAAGCAUUUUGGGUUUUGCCACUGUUCAAUAUGUCCCUCCAGCUAAUAAACCUUUACUGGAUGAUAUUGUCCUGGAAUAUGGCCUGCAUGGUUAGAGUUUGCAUCUGGAUCUGCAUGGCAGAAGCUGCAGAUACCUGUGUGGAACUUUCAAGGGCCUCUUCUGCAGGAGAGGUGAUAUUGAAAAUGGGUACCUGAAGCUCACWGUUGUAGGCUUAAAGGAUAUUGGGAAGCACCUGCCUAUUAUUGGGACACUUGGCAUAUGCUGGGAAACAGAUGUGUUUAAAGGCGGUGUGAAGGACUGCUUCAUGAUGGAUUUGACUCUGUUGRAUGAAAGUGGAAAGCCCUCCUGGUGUUUUAGUACUCCAGUSCACAUGGAACUGUCUUCCAAGGCAUCUGGCCUUUUUGACUACAUGGGUCAUAUCUAUACUGCAGACUAUGCAGAUUCAGAGGGCAAAGUCUGUGUUGAGUUUGUAAGGUUGGAAGAAACCAGGGAAUAURUCAUAGUCAGAUUGGUGCUUUAUGUGAGCACCAUAAAGGUAAAUAGCUGGUAUGGAACAAAUUACUGA
Messenger RNA from Malurus melanocephalus (red-backed fairy wren), 828 nucleotides. RefSeq names its product F-box only protein 15-like. The annotation marks the transcript as partial. The record is from RefSeq and is a predicted model, not a curated record. NCBI's taxonomy places the organism in Eukaryota, Metazoa, Chordata, Aves, Passeriformes, Maluridae. The transcript has a single exon.